Molecule: messenger RNA, 2069 nt
Organism: Trichogramma pretiosum
Lineage: Eukaryota; Metazoa; Arthropoda; Insecta; Hymenoptera; Trichogrammatidae
Gene: Galk
Product: N-acetylgalactosamine kinase
Exons: 10
Coding region: 487-1923 (478 amino acids)
Biological process (GO): carbohydrate phosphorylation; galactose metabolic process
Cellular component (GO): cytosol; cytoplasm
Molecular function (GO): galactokinase activity; ATP binding
Source: RefSeq, a predicted model, not a curated record
UAAAUAUUCAGCGCACCGAGAGGCAGAACGUUAAAAAAUAAAGUAGAAGCGAACAAACAAUGGUGCGAUAACAAAACGUACGAAGAAAUGAUUGUGAGUCGUUCGCGGCGCGAGCUCGUCGAUUAAAAAAUGUGUCAGUGGAUACUUAGGGAACGAGUCGGUCGGUCUCUUCGCAGUGCGCGUCGCUCACACUGAAGCUGUGCAAAUGCAAUAAGAAAUCGCGUGCAAGAUCAGCUGAUUCGGCUUGAGCCUGCUACUGCUGCUGCUGCUGCUGCUGCUGUGUAUACGCCGUAUACACUGUUUACAAAGUGUAUAAUCAAGAAUGUGUGCAUGAGCCUGGAUCGCGUACACACGUACUCGCGUAGCUUCACACGUGGUUAUUCAAAAAAUUCGAUAUAUUCGCACUACACGCUGCGAGGUCUUUACAUAUAGUGAAUUCAUUUUCACCGCAGCUGUUGAAUUAUUAGUUCAUUCCUGCGAUAAGUCAUGUCAGAAGAUCAAGAUAUAGUAAAAAUAAACGAUGAAAUUUCAAUUCAAAAGGCCGAUGAAAAAAUAAAAACAAAAUUAGGCACUUUGGCUGCGUAUUUCAAAUCACGCUUUCAUCGAACCCCUGCAUUUUUCGUACAAGUGCCUGGAAGAGUCAAUUUAAUAGGUGAGCAUGUGGACUACUGCGGAUAUUCGGUAUGUCCAAUGGCCAUCGAGCAGCACAUGUUGGUCGCUGUUUGCAAAACUGAUGAAGAUGUAAUUCAAUUAACCAAUGUAGAUGAUAAAUAUGAAGAUUACUGCCACGAUGGUUUUAGACGGAUAAGAGAUUCCCGGCUGGAUGAGCAUAGCUUGGGUCCAACAUGGUACAAGUAUUUCCUUUGCGGUGUCAAGGGUGCACUCGAAGUUGUGCCAGAACCAAAAGCACCUAAGGGCAUUCUCGCCGCGGUAUGGGGAAACGUACCGCCCAACGCCGGUCUAUCGAGCUCCAGUGCCCUAGUGUCUGCCGCCCUGCUAGCUACAGUUCACGCAAGCCAGCAUAAAAUGUCUAAAGAAGACAUGGCAACGCUCAGCGCAAAGGCUGAAAGAUACAUAGGCACUCAAGGUGGAGGCAUGGACCAAGCCAUAGCUUUUCUCGGAAAAGCAGGAUCCGCAAAACAUAUCGAAUUUAAUCCUUUGAGGAGUCAUGACGUCAUGCUACCGAAAGACGCCGUCUUCGUAAUAGCCAACAGCUUAGCAGAUCACAACAAAGCAUCCACCUCAGAUUACAAUCAGCGCGUUUUAGAGUGUCGAUUAGCUGCAAAGGUAUUAGCAAAAAAACGAAACGCCGAUUGGCAAUCUGUAAACAAAUUGAUCGAUGUUCAAAAAUUGUUGAAUAAGAGUCUAAAGGAAAUGGCUGACAUAGUCAUGACGGAUCUUCACAACGAGCCGUACUCUAUGACAGAGAUCGAACAAAUACUUGGAACAGAAUCAGAAUUGCUGAUAAAGGCCUCUAAUUCCGCGUACAAUUACCAAAAAUUGAAACUGAAGCAACGAGCGCUGCACGUUUUCCAGGAGGCUGACCGGGUAACGGCCUUCCGUCAGACGUGCGAGCGCACAGAUCUCGAAGGGCCCGAGAGAUUGGUCCAGCUGGGAAAGCUGAUGUCGGCCAGCCACGUCAGUCUGCGGAGUUUGUACGAGUGCAGCCAUCCAAGGAUUGACGCGCUCGUGCAGGACGCCAUGAGCUGCGGCGCGCUGGGUGCCAGGCUCACCGGGGCUGGAUGGGGAGGAUGCAUCGUUGCAAUAACAACGGCCGACCGAGUCGAAGAAUUCCUCGUGCUGUUAAAAAAGAAAUUCUACGAGAACAACGAAGAGGCAAAAAUGCUUGACUUGUCGACUUUGUUGUUUAAAACUGAACCAAAACAAGGAGCUGUUAUUUACUACAGUGAAUUGCCAGUUUAAAAAAAUAAAUCAUGGAAUGCUGCACGAAGUUUAUUUGGAUCAUAUGAAUCACUUGUAGUAAACUAAUAAUAGACGAUAUUGUGUGCAAUAAUUCUUUAUUUUUGUUAAGUACUUAUUUUUCCAUAAAUAAAUGUUAACAUUCUUUU